AUGUCGAAUACUGCUGCCCCUAUACCUGAGGAGCUUCUCCGCAAUUCAAGUCUCUCCCUAGAUGAUAAACAAUAUCUUUACCAGGAAGCUGAAACGAAGUAUCCUGUUAUUCCCCUCCCAGAUGUUCUGUUGUUUCCAGACAAUUCAUUCUCUGAGCCUACUACUUCUAUGCAAGAUAAUGAAAAUAUCCCAAAAAUCUUUACCAAUCCUAGUUUGGAUGGGCUACGAGUCUCUGAACUUUUCUAUGGCACCCGUCUACCUUGGUAUCCAAAAACAUCAAAGUCCGGCGUAGGCUAUUGUCUCUCUGCCCUUGGGUAUCUAGAGUCACUAGAUCUAACAAUUAAAACAUUAAUGUACAAUGUCCAGUAUAGUUAUUCAUCAACAUAUCAACCGCAUAAUAAACUAACUCGAUCCGAAUUCCUAAAUAAUGUCCCAUGUAUUCGAACUACGUUCCGCUGCUCAGGAGUUAAAGUAUGUACCCAUCAUCACGAGUCUCUUUUAGACCCGCAUACGGAAUGGGAUAUAGAUGCUUGGGAUAGAAAAGCAGAGCGAAUGUCUGCUGUACAACGGCUAUUUAUGGAGGAAUAUCACCCUGUUGAUACAUACAAACCGACUCUUGAGUAA
Messenger RNA from Venustampulla echinocandica, 624 nucleotides. RefSeq lists its product as uncharacterized. The record is from RefSeq and is a predicted model, not a curated record. The coding region runs from base 1 to 624 and encodes 207 amino acids. Lineage: Eukaryota; Fungi; Ascomycota; Leotiomycetes; Helotiales; Pleuroascaceae. The transcript is spliced from 3 exons.